Rhinocladiella mackenziei CBS 650.93 is the source of this 1113-nucleotide messenger RNA. RefSeq lists its product as uncharacterized. Gene Ontology annotation, molecular function: DNA-binding transcription factor activity. NCBI's taxonomy places the organism in Eukaryota, Fungi, Ascomycota, Eurotiomycetes, Chaetothyriales, Herpotrichiellaceae. The coding region runs from base 1 to 1113 and encodes 370 amino acids. Gene Ontology annotation, biological process: regulation of DNA-templated transcription. The record is from RefSeq and is a predicted model, not a curated record. The transcript is spliced from 3 exons.
AUGGCGUUCCCCGACCUCAAGAUCGUCAACUGCAUCGUCGCAGAACCAACACAGCUUCAACCAGGACUUUCAGCUCUUCGCCGCCCCGGAGACCCCGCCCCGCGUCUCUGCUCAAGCCUCGCGUGCGCAGGCGAUAUCGACAGAGUGUCUCCUGUCCAGUCUUCUCAGUCUCCGUCGUUAGGGCCUUUCCACUCGUCAACCAACCACCGGUCUUUCUCAAGUCCAGCUUUGCACAGUCAACCACUGCCAAAACAGAAUUUGCGUCAGCUUGCCCACUUACACCGUCUUCCACCUGUUCCUCCAUUUGGUUCAAACACAUCCGUUCCCCGUCGAAAUCGCUCGGUUCCGAGCAUUCCCCAAGGCGACAUGGCUACCGCGUUUGACUCCAUGUUCCUUCCGGGAGGUGACAUGCUCACCUCCCAUGAUGACUUCAUGGACAUCGAUACCAACUUCCAGUCCAACAACUUCACCGCUGUUACCUCCGGAACCACCGCAAACGAUGGUACAAUUUCCCCAUCCGACCUGUUCAAUGAUGACGCGAUCAUGUCGGCACCGCCAUCUACUGCAUUCCCAAAUCUGAGCACUCCGGAAUCUGGUUAUUUGGAAUCCCCUGCAAUGGCCAGCAGCGGCCUCAACACGUCUCCGCUGGAAGAUGGCCUCCUCGAUGGCCAAUUGAACUUUGCUGAACUCGACAGUAUGGCCCCUUUGUUUCCUCAAAAUGGCUUUGAUCAGUUUGCCAACCAGCCUACGUCUUCUGAGUCAAUUUCCAUGAAGUCCAACUUCAGUGCCGUAAACUCCCGGCCCUCGUCUAAUACGUCUCCGAUGGUUAGACAGAAAUCGUCCCCAGGUCGGCCACCGUCCACACCUUUCAGCCACGGACGGAAACACUCGGAAAAUUACGGUAUCACCAAGGCGAAGCCGCGUAAGGCCUUGCCCGAUAUCAUUAUUGAUAGUGAUGACGACAAGGAAACCGCCAAGAGGAAGAAGAACACUGCUGCCGCUCGAAAGUCUCGACAAAGAAAGCAGGAACAUGCCGAGGCAGCCGAAGCUGAGAUCCAGCGUCUCAGAGGUAUUAUUUAUCGUCUCGGAGCAGAUCCUGAUGCUGAAAGUUGA